Molecule: messenger RNA, 948 nt
Organism: Branchiostoma belcheri (Belcher's lancelet)
Lineage: Eukaryota; Metazoa; Chordata; Leptocardii; Amphioxiformes; Branchiostomatidae
Product: protein chibby homolog 1-like
Exons: 4
Coding region: 146-526 (126 amino acids)
Source: RefSeq, a predicted model, not a curated record
GGGGAUUCUGGGUACAUAUUUUUCCAAACCGUCGUCCAGCUGUCUGACCGAGCGAUGUUCCUUUCUUUCGACACUAGAUGACAAAUUAUCGGACGCGGGUACGACUUUCUGUGACCCCUGAUAAAAUAGCCGAGAUACUUCAGCGAUGCCGCUGUUCGGAAACAAGUUUUCGCCCAAGAAGACGUCACCACGGCGGUCAGCCUCACUAUCAAACCUGACCACGAUCGACGAGGCGCAGAAGGCAGCAGAGUUCGGGCUGGACUAUGGACCAAUCAGGGUGAAGCUGGGAGGCACCGAGAUCCAGUAUCAGGACGGACAGUGGAUCUCAGAGGGUGGGGGGAGUGGAGUCAGCCAUCGGGAAGUGGUGAAACUCAAGAAGGACAAACAGAAGCUGGAGGAGGAGAACAACCUGCUCAAACUGAAGAUGCAGAUUCUAUUGGACAUGCUUGCAGAGCAGACCUGUGAGUCCCACCUACUAGAGAAGGAGGUUCAGGAGAUGCGGGGAGGGAAGAGCAAGAAGAGAUGAGAUCAACAGAUUGUUUUGUGCUGUUGCUGCCAUAAGACUGAGGUGGACGCAAGUCCUCAGCUACAGCAUCAUCAUAUGACAAGUCCUGUCAUAAUACUGAGUCAGAGACUUGGAGACAAUGCCUGCAACAAGUAGUGUAUGUGUAUGCAGGACAUUAUACAGCAUUUUCCAUACAGGGCAGUGCUUCCAACUUAACUUUCCAGUAGAAAUGCAGGAACAAUUCUACAGAGACUUCUCAUGAGACAUGAAGGAAAGGUGGCAAUUAUACUAUUGACAAGACUUUUGAUGUCCUGUCAGCGUUUUCCAUACCUAUAACCAGUAGAUUCCAGACCAUGUUGUCUUUCUCAAUAUGUAGAUUUGUACAUACUAGUAUACAGUUGUUACAAGUUGUUUUUCAUGUACCAGCCUAUACAAAUGUAUAU